Messenger RNA from Cetraspora pellucida, 265 nucleotides. The record is from the annotation of a GenBank genome assembly. NCBI's taxonomy places the organism in Eukaryota, Fungi, Glomeromycota, Glomeromycetes, Diversisporales, Gigasporaceae.
AUGGAAGAUUCUGAAAGUAAUGUACAUUUAAAAACCUUUGUGCAAAUAAACCAUGAUGACAUUAUAUUACCUGGAGAACUUCAUCGUACCAAUCAAGACAUUGGAAUCUGUAUAUUUGUUCAUGGGUCUGGAUCUAGUAGAUCUAGUCCAAGAUAUGUUGCGAAAGUGCUUCGAUCCCAUGGUAUUGCCACAUUUUUGUUGGACUUGCUUACUCCCCAAGAAGAACAGAUUGAUGAAAUGACAAGACAUUUACGAUUCGAUAUAG